Drosophila nasuta is the source of this 1317-nucleotide messenger RNA. RefSeq names its product Cell division cycle 42 (gene Cdc42). The coding region runs from base 186 to 761 and encodes 191 amino acids. Gene Ontology annotation, molecular function: GTP binding; GTPase activity. The record is from RefSeq and is a predicted model, not a curated record. Gene Ontology annotation, biological process: small GTPase-mediated signal transduction. The transcript is spliced from 3 exons. NCBI's taxonomy places the organism in Eukaryota, Metazoa, Arthropoda, Insecta, Diptera, Drosophilidae.
GUCAUUCGCACGCAUACAGAUUACUAUUUGCUGGAGAGAACGAAUGAACGAACACACAAAAGAAAAAUAGUAGUUUUCUAUACGAAUCGACGCCCAACCCAGCCCAAAAAAAAGAAAGAUCAUAUUUGUUGCCGUUUUCAAUCCAAAAACCAAUUUAAAGCGCUUUGUCAGCUAACUCGUUCGGUAUGCAAACCAUCAAGUGUGUGGUCGUUGGGGAUGGCGCUGUGGGCAAGACCUGCCUCCUAAUCUCAUACACAACCAACAAAUUUCCAUCGGAAUAUGUGCCAACUGUAUUCGACAAUUAUGCGGUUACCGUGAUGAUUGGCGGCGAGCCAUAUACGCUCGGAUUGUUUGAUACGGCCGGACAGGAGGAUUACGAUCGUCUGCGUCCGCUGUCAUAUCCGCAAACGGAUGUAUUUCUCGUCUGCUUCUCGGUUGUCAGUCCCAGUUCGUUCGAGAACGUUAAGGAGAAGUGGGUGCCUGAGAUAACGCACCAUUGUCAGAAGACGCCGUUCCUGCUGGUUGGCACACAAAUCGAUUUGCGCGACGAGACGAGCACAUUGGAAAAGCUGGCGAAGAACAAGCAGAAGCCAAUCACAUCGGAGCAGGGCGAGAAACUGGCCAAGGAGCUGAAGGCCGUCAAAUAUGUGGAAUGCUCGGCUCUCACACAGAAGGGCCUGAAAAAUGUGUUCGAUGAGGCCAUACUCGCUGCUUUGGAGCCACCAGAGCCAACCAAGAGGAGGAGAUGCAAAUUCCUCUAAGAGUUUCUCUGUUUUGUUUGUUGUCAUUUCGCUUGUUUUUUAUUUCUUCUUCUUCGUCCUUAAAACAAACAAAUUGCAAUAUGCUAACUAUACAUAUACACAUAUAUAUAUCCAUAUAUCUUUUAUACAUAUAUGUAUAUAUAUAUAUAUAUAUAUAACAUGUAUGUAUGUAUUUCCCUGCGCCCCUUUUAAAUUGUAUUAAUCGAUAUACUCGCUUCAAAACCCCAGCUUAAAAUGCGUUUGCCAGCUAAUCCUAAAAUUAUGAUUUAAAUUAUGUUUUGUUUUUGCCCCCUUGUCUCGUGCCCCAACUUUCGAAUGUAGCAUUACAUUCAAUUUCCCUACCUUUCCAAACUUUUUGUUUUGUUUUGUUUUUUUUUUUUUUGGCGCAAUUUUCUUAUAAGAUGAACAACAAAACAAUGAAGAAAUAAGCAAAAAACAAACAACAAUAACAAUAUAGCAAACAAAUUAUUUAUAUAUAUAUAUAUACAAAAUUAAGAGAAGAAAAAACAAAAACACAAAAAAAAAAUCAAGAGAAAAUUGAAUGAUGCAAAUGAUA